This is a messenger RNA of Rosa chinensis, 668 nucleotides long. RefSeq names its product S-protein homolog 1. Bases 67 to 510 code for a protein of 147 amino acids. NCBI's taxonomy places the organism in Eukaryota, Viridiplantae, Streptophyta, Magnoliopsida, Rosales, Rosaceae. The record is from RefSeq and is a predicted model, not a curated record. The transcript has a single exon.
AAAACCAAGGAAUUGAUAUCCAAUUCAUAUCUUAUCAGUCAGCUAGCUAGCUCCUCAAAAACAAGAAUGAGAGCUCUCAAAGGCAUUGCCGUUUUCUAUUUGUGUGCAGCUUUAGCCCUAAGUAUCUACCCAGGAUCCUCUGCCAAAGCUCCUGGUCUUGAUCCCACCGACUGGCAUGUGCACGUCGUUAACGGUUUCAGUGGGCGAAGAGCACUGGUGGUCCACUGUAAGUCCGACGUCAACGAUCUCGGCACCCAUACUCUUUAUCCUGGUGGCGACUUCAAUUGGAAUUUCCAUGUCAACUUGCCCGGGUCAACGCGUUUCACUUGCGACUUCCAUGCAGACAAACAACACGCUUCAUUUGAUGUGUUUUGGAAGGAGAGUCAACAUAUGUGGCUCCGGACCAGAUGCAAUUGGAAAGCGUGCUUUUGGACUGCGAAAGAUGAUGGGAUUUACCUCAAAAACGUUCCAGAGAAUCAUGACGAGCGUAUUCAUCCAUGGGAAACAUGACUAUGAUAUUGAAAAGGUGGAAAUGUUUAAAUUUGCACUUCGUGUGUCUUAAUAUAUGUUUAAAGAUCGAUUGUAAAGCAAGAUGUCGAAUUUCUAUAUUUAUGAAGAAAUAAAAGAGCAAGUUUAGCCUAAAACAUUGUGUUGAAAUGUAACAAGCU